Aspergillus alliaceus is the source of this 3663-nucleotide messenger RNA. RefSeq lists its product as uncharacterized. NCBI's taxonomy places the organism in Eukaryota, Fungi, Ascomycota, Eurotiomycetes, Eurotiales, Aspergillaceae. Gene Ontology annotation, cellular component: nucleus; cytoplasm. The transcript is spliced from 6 exons. Gene Ontology annotation, biological process: protein desumoylation. The record is from RefSeq and is a predicted model, not a curated record. Gene Ontology annotation, molecular function: SUMO-specific endopeptidase activity. The coding region runs from base 1 to 3663 and encodes 1220 amino acids.
AUGACCUCGCACCGCACAAGCGAUUCCGGGUAUGCUGAUAUAUUGGACGGCAGACUCGGAGAGGAUAAGUCGACGCGGAGCCAGAAACUUCCACCUACUCAAAACGACGAAGAAAGGCUAUUGCCUGGUCAUGCCGUACGAUCUGAUCCCGGUGCGGUCAAGAUCGUACCUGGCAGUGUGGGGCAAAAGGUUGGUCGCAAGAGUAAGGUGAAUAUUCCGUCAUCGUUCAAACCUUACAAUACACUUUCAGGAAGAGCUCGAGAGAGUGGACCAGUUCGUGCGCGAGGGAAAUCAGAACGAGGCAGUGGUAAUCAAAGGGGCCCUGGAAGCAGCAUCACCCAUCCAGAAAAUGGUGUCGUAAACGAGCAUCAAGAGAGGCCGUCAAAACGUCGGCGCCGGGAGAGCCAGGACACAUCCGGAGGUGUUAUAAGCAUCUCCGAUGAUGACAUAAUGGAACAAUUACCCCCAGAUAACACAUCCUCCGCUGGACAUUCGACACGUUUGUCACCUUCCUUGAGCCAACGUUCAGGGAAAGCGAAACCACGAGAUUCGAGUUCCAAGCGCAACAAGGUUGAUGAGUACCGGAAUGUGGAGAGGAGCAUGAGACCCCCUCGAACCCCCAACCAAGGCUCUAAAAAGAACCAUCAAUUAUCUUCGGGUGGUGACCAUGAGGAGCGAUCUUCUGAAAACGCAGUCAGAGAGAGGCGGGCGCUGGCAUUCAAUAUGGAUCCGGAACAGACCAAACUCGCGUGGCCCGAUCGAGCUGUAAAGCAUGAGAUGAUCCCCAGUAUCGAGAUACCUCCCUAUUCUCCUGCAGAACAGCAAACUGGUUUAAUUUCACGAACACAGCAAUUAACGACAAAUCAGAAACGCCCAGACGGUUCGAGGGAUAGCCCCGAUGAGCUGCAAGGAGACGCAACUGUCGAGCGAGCACCCGUGUCUCUGAGACAAUAUCAGGAGGAUGAAAUCAUGAUGUCCAAAUCCGAGGCUGAAGAACGGCCUAGCACCAUCGGUCGACUAUCGUCUCCGUCCGAUAUACAGCCUACGGUGUUCACGAGCUCGUCUCAACGCCACCGGAAGUCUGACAAGCGGAGAACAGCUCCGGCUUCACGAGAAAAAUCCGCUGUUAAAAUUUUUUAUGCCACUUUCGUUCGGGUUGGGUCAUCUGAGCGCCGGUUAAGUGACGCCUUUGAAAUCGGUGUAGAGACUACGGAGCCUAUUAUUAUAUUGCCUUGGAAUGGCAAAAAGCUCUCACUCCAGAGACUUGACAAAGUCCUACAAGGAAAUCAGCCUAGCUGUAAAGUCCGUCUUAAAUUUUCAAGGAAAGGAGGACUUGAUGAUGAGAUGGACAUAGAGUUCUCAACGUCUGAGGAACAGGAAACUUUUUGUAAUCUACUACAGGGAUUGCUGCGUGGACAGCAGGUCCACCUGUUCUACAAGUCCAACGAAUGGUUGAGGAAAGCAUUUGAUAGGACGGCCCUAGACUUGGAAAACAAAACGAAUGAAUCCGAGCGCUUUGGUGAAAACAAUCAAAAACCGAUUGUGAAUGAGGCACCAGAAGUUGCCAGGAGGGUGAAAUUGUCCGACUCCUUGCAGGACGGCAACGGACAUACUGCCGGAAAAAUGCAGUCUACGGGUACCGCUUCUAUGGAACAUUCCAAACCUUCAACAACAAAGAAAACCAUGGAAACCUCAAAUGCUGGUGGGACAGGAGAUAUCUCCUCAAAUUCAAAACAACAGGGAGGGGUGGAAAUACCCGUGAAGAGAUUCCACCCAGAACUGUCCUCUUCUAAUCGAGCUGCUACACGGUCCAUGUCGCGUCGAGCUCCGGCAACAACAGUCGUUUGUGAUGAUGGAGCUGAAGAUGAUAACCCUCAGCCAAAGCCUGAUAAUAAGGGCAAAAAGUGGAAUAAACCGCUUGUCUACCCCCGCUUUGGCAAGAAAAAAGCCGAGGUCGAUGCCCAUGAUCGUGAACGGCUGCGUGACAACGAAUUUUUGAAUGAUAACCUUAUAGGCUUCUAUAUGCGCUUUCUUGAGGAUCACUUAGAGCGAACUAAUAAGGAGGUGGCGAAAAGAGUCUAUUUCUUCAACUCAUACUUCUUUGCAACCCUGACAAAUGCAAAGGGCAGAAGAAAUAUCAAUUAUGAAGGAGUCCAGAAGUGGACUCGUGCUGUUGAUAUAUUCGGAUUCGAUUACAUUGUGGUCCCUAUCAAUGAAAAUGCCCACUGGUACGUUGCCAUCAUCUGCAACCUACCGAACUUACCUGGUAUUGCCAAUGAAAGAAACGGGGAUCCACAAUCUGUGGAAUAUGACAAAGGCAGUUCAGCUGCACCUGAUAGUGAAGCUCGAGAAAUUCCGGAAACGCCCGAACCCAUCGAACAAUUUCCUGCUGGUAAAGAGACGAAUACCAGCCAUAGAGAUUUGGAACCUGCAAAAGACGCAGUAACCCUACAAUCGUUCGAGUCAAUGAGUUUGUCAGAUAAAGAAGAGCUUAAAGACGGUGCACAUAUAUUGCCUCCAACAGAGUGGCCGGAACAAGAAGAGAACCUCACCUUUUCUCCCGCAAAGUUCUACAGCCCUGCAGCUAAGGUGGAGUCAUCCCAGAAACUUGACACGAAGGAUAAUCCCGGGCUGGCAACAUCUCCCCGGAAGGGCCCGAAGAAGAAGGGAAAGGUUGGAGGAAAGCCUGGAGGCACCAAAUUUGAUACUCAUCAAACAAUUAUAGUCACUUUUGACUCCCUAGAUUUGUCUCGAUCGCCCACAAUCUGUAAUCUGCGCGAUUACCUUUACGAGGAGGCUAAAUCAAAGCGCGGCAUUGAGAUUGAAAAAGGCUUGAUCAAGGGAAUGAGAGCUCGAGCGAUUCCUUUGCAGCCUAACUACUCAGACUGCGGUUUGUACCUCCUAGCAUACGUGGAGAAGUUCGUUCAGGACCCAGACUUGUUUUUCAGGAAGCUUCUUAGGAAAGAAAUGAAGACGGAGGACGAUUGGCCACCUCUAAAAUCCGGUCUUCUUCGACGUCGACUACGAGGUUUUCUCGAUGACCUCUACGAUGAACAGGCGCAAUUAGGUCCUGAAAAACCAAGUGAAAAGAGAACCAUGGCAGACAGGCAGCCAAUAUCCUACCUCUUGGGAUCUUAUGCAUCGAUAUCAACCGAAGGUCUGGAAAGUGAUGACGCGCGAGUCGGGAACUCUGCGGUUGUUGAACCAGCUUUGCAGAAGCCUCCCCAUAGGAAACAAGGGCCAGCCGCGAGCCAGUCAGCUAGCGCCGACUUAAAGACGGGCAGAGUAGGUGCUCAACGAGCGGCCAGCUCAAAGAACCUUUCCAGCGCACGUGUAGAAGUCAGUGUUCCAAAUGCAUCCAAGGAUCUAGAUGAUAAUCUCGUUGAAGUCCAGGUCCCUGACAGUCAGGAGCAAGUCCAGGAAGUUAGCGCCCCUUCGCCUAAGACUGUCAAGGAACAAGACGGGUCCCUCCCGAGCGGUCAAGCAGCGAUGGAUUCGGUGGAGGAUCAGGAUCUUAUUCGUACAGUCGAAUAUAGAGGAAAGGAGAAGGCCGCGAAGACUGGGCAGCCAAUGAAGCCUCAGAAAGUCGAAGUACAGAUUACACAAUCGCCUUAUCUAAGCAACAUAAAGAAUCCGCGAUCUACGAAACAAUCCCCCAGAUAG